Messenger RNA from Chrysochloris asiatica (Cape golden mole), 389 nucleotides. RefSeq names its product U3 small nucleolar ribonucleoprotein protein IMP3-like. The transcript is spliced from 2 exons. Gene Ontology annotation, molecular function: structural constituent of ribosome; snoRNA binding; rRNA binding. NCBI's taxonomy places the organism in Eukaryota, Metazoa, Chordata, Mammalia, Afrosoricida, Chrysochloridae. The record is from RefSeq and is a predicted model, not a curated record. Gene Ontology annotation, cellular component: small ribosomal subunit; Mpp10 complex; small-subunit processome. Bases 9 to 389 code for a protein of 126 amino acids. Gene Ontology annotation, biological process: rRNA processing.
UGGCCAUCAUGGUUCGGAAACUUAAGUUCCACGAGCAGAAACUGCUGAAGCAGGUAGACUUUCUGAAUUGGGAGGUCACUGAUCACAACCUGCACGAGUUGCGUGUGCUGCGCCGUUAUCGGCUGCAGCGGCGCGAGGACUACACGCAUUACAACCAACUGAGCCGUGCUGUCCGCGAACUAGCGCGGCGCCUGCGUGACCUGCCGGAGAACGACCCGUUUCGCGUUCGUUCCUCUGCAGCGUUGCUGGAUAAGUUGUAUGCUUUAGGCCUGGUGCCCACGCGCGGUUCGCUCGAGCUCUGCGACUUCGUCACGGCCUCGUCUUUCUGCCGUCGCCGCCUGCCCACUGUGCUCCUCAAGCUGCGCAUGGCGCAGCACCUCCAGGAAUGA